Molecule: messenger RNA, 1467 nt
Organism: Microthlaspi erraticum
Lineage: Eukaryota; Viridiplantae; Streptophyta; Magnoliopsida; Brassicales; Brassicaceae
Source: the annotation of a GenBank genome assembly
AUGAAGCUUAAAGAGUUCAAUGCUAAGGUGAAAUCACUUCCAUUCUAUGUCACUUUUGAAGAAGCUUGGGAUAAACAUGGUCUAGUGGAGUUCUUUUUCACAACUAGUGAAAACAAAGAAGAGAUACACCAACUUUUCAGGAAGGCUCGAUUUCCCCAUUGCCCCUCAUGGAGUCAAUCAACCACCAUCACCACCAUCAUCACCACCGUGCCUACCUUCAAGACCCUCUACAAGAUUGAAGACCCAGGUCAAUUCUCUAUUCCCUGUCAAGUAAAUGGUCAUUACUUUGAUAGAACACUAUGCGAUUCUGGCUCUUGCAUAAACCUCAUGCCAACCCAAACCGCCAAACUCCUUGGCAUCACACGCUUGCAACCUGCUCAAAUUAGUAUUGGACUUGCUAACCAUACUAUAGCCAAGCCAAGAGGAGUUGUUGUUGAUGUUCUUCUAGAGAUUGGAGAUAUCAAGAUCCCGGUGGACUUUCAUGUCAUAAACAUUCAAGGAGGAUGUGACACACCAUUGAUACUAGGCCGACCCUUUUUGGCCACUGCUGGAGCUGUCAUGGACCUUCCAAACCGGCGAAUGUCCUUAGCCAAUGUGACAAGACAGUCUUUUACAAGACCAUACCAUUCAUCUCACCAAACAAGCUGUCUUACCUCAUCACUGCCCAAGGCCGCCCAAGAGAGCCACCAGACCACACUCAAGGAAUCUAAGAACCACACAAUGGUAAAGAAGAUAUACCACAAGAAGAAUGUUCAUAGUUGGCGCGACUUAGAUGGCCGAGCAGAACCUCUCCACGCUCGCCCAUGUCCUCUCAAGCCGCCCAACACACCAUCCCAUCUCAUUCCAUCUGCAUCUCACCCAUCCCACCUCACCACACUUGCAUUCCAUCACUACCAUCAUUCCACUGCAUUCACCAUUCUUCAAAAAAGGAGUUAUAGCCAAAAGAGUGAAGACUGCUCCAGACGGCCUAUCGAGAAUCAGCGCCCGAACGCAUGUUCCGCGCUCGGCCAAAACCGUAUCCGUCCGACUGAAGUCUCGGCCAAAGUUCCAAACCGACCGGCCGAUCACGCACACGACCCGGGAAACAUUGUCCCGCGGUCGGCCAAGCCAACGUUUCACGCCACGCCGCGCACGACCAGCCGCGCGAGCCGGGAAACAAGCCUCGCGGCCGCGCAACCUUCGCGUACCACGGCCGAUGCAUCCGUCCGAGCCGGGAAGAACGUCCCACGUCCGGCCGAGAAACCAUCGGCCAAAUCUUCAUCCGUCCGACCACGCCGGCCGACCAUGAAACAUCCGGCCACGACCGUUCCGACUCGGCCAAGACCCGACUGUCCGGCCGAUCGUCCCGACCGACCGUCCGAACGCCGCGGUCGACCCGAAGCCGUUUUUGAAGCCCAAUCCGCACAAUUCAAGCCCAAAGCCGGCGCCGACCUAGCUAGAUUAGGUUUAGCCGCCUUUUAUACUUAG